Molecule: messenger RNA, 1300 nt
Organism: Thamnophis elegans (Western terrestrial garter snake)
Lineage: Eukaryota; Metazoa; Chordata; Lepidosauria; Squamata; Natricidae
Gene: PEBP1
Product: phosphatidylethanolamine binding protein 1
Exons: 4
Coding region: 29-670 (213 amino acids)
Biological process (GO): negative regulation of MAPK cascade
Source: RefSeq, a predicted model, not a curated record
AGCGCCCCCCUCCCCCGCAUGAGUCUGGAUGAGUCUCGCGCGCUGCGUUUGCUGGCUGCAGCGAGCUGGGAAGAAGAUCUUGGGGACUCGUCACUUUGGUGCAAUCAUGCCGGUAGACUUGAGCGGCUGGGGAGGCUCCUUAAGCCUCCCGGAGGUGGAAGACAAGCCGGCGCAACCUCUGCGGGUCCGCUACGGGUCGGUGGAAAUUGAGGAGCUCGGUCAAAUACUUACACCGACCCAGGUCAAGAAUCGGCCCACCCUGAUCGAGUGGGAGAAUUGCAACCCGGAUAAAUUCUACACUUUGGCUCUUACGGAUCCUGAUGCUCCCAGUAGGAAAACCCCCAAAUUCAGGGAGUGGCACCACUUUUUGGUGACCAACAUGAGAGGCAAUGAUAUCAGCAGUGGGCAGGUUUUGUCUGACUAUGUUGGAGCUGGGCCACCCAAAGGAACAGGCCUUCACCGCUACGUCUGGUUGGUUUACGAGCAGUCCCAGCAGCUGACCUGCAACGAGCCCACCCUGAGCAACCGUUCGGGGGACAAACGUGGAAACUUCAAAAUAUUGGCCUUCCGCAAGAAAUACAAGCUGCCUUCCCCCGUCGCGGGCACCUGCUUCCAAGCCGAGUGGGACGACUACGUCCCCAAACUCUACGAGCAGCUGUCUGGGAAAUAAAAUCACCUCCGUUUUAGUGCCCUAGUUCCUCUUUCUUGGAAAUCCUUCCCUUAGGAUAAAUGGCCUGGUUGACUCCGGAUGCAUUAGUGAAAAUGAAUUGCCAUUGAAUCUGUAACACGAAUUAAUCUAGGUUAAUUUGUGACGGGGCCCUUUAAUCAGCAGUCUUUAUGGUUUAAGAAGUUUUUUUCUUUUAAAACCUGCAGUUGAAUUGUACCUCACAUUUGCUACUUUUCAGAAGUUUUGAUCCUGAGAAUAGAAAACACCUCUAUUUCCUAUAACCAUCUUAAAUAUUAUCAGAGCAACUUAGCUUGUUGUGAAGGUGAAUUGCAUGUCUACCUUACCUUAAAAAAAGGGGGGGGGGGGUUUGCACAAGUGUCAAACAUUUUAUGUAGAACACUCCAACCUGCACUCCCAUAGAGUCAGUAGUAACUGCAGUAUUUCUAGCCAGCAAUGGGAUUAUGGAGCCCGAUGCAUCUGGAAGAUGCCAGAGAAAUCAAGAAUCUCAUAAAAUUGGAAUAUAAGCAUCUCUUACCGUAAGUUAAGAGGGGCAGAGCUGGUUCAGCGUGGUUUGCAACCAAAGCAUCCUGUAAUCUCCCUGAUUUUUCCAUUAAAGAGGAAUGUGGCUACCGA